This is a messenger RNA of Effrenium voratum, 673 nucleotides long. NCBI's taxonomy places the organism in Eukaryota, Dinophyceae, Suessiales, Symbiodiniaceae. The record is from the annotation of a GenBank genome assembly.
ACAAACACAACUCCAGGGCUUUUUUGGGCGCGAUGCCAAAGCCGCCACUGGCGAAACGCCCGGCCACCACCAACUCGGUGCCGUCAAAGGUCCACGCGAGGAGCCUGGACCACGCCAUCGAGAUCCUGUCGGCCAAAGUGAGGCGCUUGGACUUGAGGUACCGGAAGAUUGGCGACCGAGGCGCGGAGCGGCUGUCGGAGGUCCUGCUGGAGAACAGCACGCUGACGCGCCUGGAGUUAGACUUCAAUGGCCUUACCUCCGGCGGCGCAGCACGCCUAGCGGAGGCAUUGACCAAGAAUUCCACCCUCACGCAUUUGUAUUUGUGCAACAACAUCAUUGAUGACGAGGGUGCCUACCAUUUAGCCUCGGUGAUUGGAAGAAGCGGCCUAGUGGAGCUCGGCCUCGCGGGCAACCGCAUCACCGCGCGCGGCGCGGAAGCGAUCUUGGAGGCGCUGAGAUCCAGCGGCGCGGUGGUGGGGGUGGACCUAUCGCUGCAGACGGUGCCGGAUGACCUGGUCCAGGACAUCAGGGCUGCCAUGGUGGCCAAUCACACGGCCAAGGUGGAGGCUGCGAAGGAAGCGGCCAAGGAAGCGCAGGAGCAGGCGUGGCAGAUCACAUGAAAGUGGCCAUUGAUGGAUUCCACAUUUCACUCAAAGGGUGGGGCAUAGGGACA